Messenger RNA from Diabrotica balteata, 6860 nucleotides. Lineage: Eukaryota; Metazoa; Arthropoda; Insecta; Coleoptera; Chrysomelidae. The record is from the annotation of a GenBank genome assembly.
AGUGACAUUCGUGUCCUCCGCUAAACUUGGUGCUUUAGGCGGAGUGUACUAUUAAAGUCGGAGCCCUGGAAGGCUUAAAAGUUCAAACCAUGGGCAACAAUGCCGCUACGGCGAAUAAAAAAGUAGAUUCCGCGGAGAGCGUAAAGGAGUUCCUAGACCAGGCGAAGGAGGACUUCGAAGAAAAAUGGAAGAGAAAUCCCACAAAUACUGCAAGUCUAGAUGAUUUCGAACGAAUUAAAACCCUUGGCACGGGUUCAUUCGGCCGGGUCAUGAUAGUGCAGCACAAACCAACUAAAGAAUAUUAUGCAAUGAAAAUUUUAGAUAAACAAAAAGUUGUCAAAUUGAAGCAAGUGGAGCAUACCUUGAACGAGAAGAGAAUUUUACAAGCUAUCAGCUUCCCUUUUCUUGUAAGUCUAAAGUUCCAUUUUAAAGACAAUUCGAAUCUAUAUAUGGUGCUUGAAUAUGUGCCUGGUGGUGAAAUGUUUUCCCACCUUCGGAAAGUUGGUAGAUUUUCUGAACCACACUCUCGUUUCUAUGCAGCUCAAAUAGUGUUGGCUUUUGAAUAUCUUCACUACUUAGAUCUGAUUUACAGAGAUCUGAAACCUGAGAAUUUACUUAUUGACUCCCAGGGAUAUCUUAAAGUUACUGAUUUUGGUUUUGCUAAAAGAGUUAAGGGCCGUACUUGGACUCUGUGUGGAACUCCAGAAUAUCUUGCUCCAGAAAUCAUCCUCAGUAAGGGUUACAACAAAGCUGUAGAUUGGUGGGCUCUAGGAGUAUUAGUUUAUGAAAUGGCAGCUGGUUAUCCUCCUUUCUUUGCUGAUCAGCCAAUACAGAUCUAUGAAAAAAUAGUUUCAGGAAAAGUUCGUUUUCCAUCCCAUUUUGGUUCUGACUUGAAAGAUUUGUUACGCAAUUUACUACAAGUUGAUUUGACAAAAAGAUAUGGCAACUUGAAAGCUGGAGUGAAUGAUAUUAAAGGUCACAAAUGGUUUGCUUCUACUGACUGGAUUUCAACUUUUCAAAAGAAGAUUGAAGCCCCUUUUAUACCAAGAUGCAAGGGACCUGGAGACACUAGUAAUUUUGAUGACUAUGAAGAAGAAGCCUUACGCAUCUCCUCAACAGAAAAGUGCGCCAAGGAAUUUGCAGAGUUUUGAAGAGUUGAGUACUAUAUAAUUUAUGUAAGUAGCCUUGCCACUGUCUCAGGCUAGUGACAGACUGCUGCCCGGGGCUCUUCCAUUAACUGGUUUGUGCUUGCUUGAUUGGUCCUCUGUACUUUCUAGAAGCUGGAGUUAACAGAAAAAAAAUAAUAAUUACAAGUUAAUAUUUAACAUCUAAAGAAGUGAGUAAAUGCAAUCUUAAUAUUCAAAAUGAAUAGGGUCAGAUUAAGUAUUUAUGUCUUAUGACAUUUGGAUACUGAUUUUUCUUUGUGUUUGUAAACAAUUCUGACAUUUAACAGAUCUGAUAUGCAGCUAAGCUGUUUGUUACUAAAAGAGACAUUUUUGCAAGAAAAAAGAAGAAAAAGUAUAGUUGCUUUGUUGUUGAGAAUUAGUUUAGAAAAACCAUUUUUUAAUGCUUUUUGAUCCAUUUAAUACCAUUAUGGUAGUGAUUUAAAUUUAACCUUUUUAAAAAGUAUAUGAUGUUAAAAAUCUAUUACCAGUUAAAGUUACUUUUAAAAAUAUUAUCUAGAGCUUCACUUUUUCAAGUAGCUAGGUUAUCGUUAUUUGUACUUAAAGCUAUUAUCAUGUCUGCUGCUACUGGAUCAGAUCUAUACUUUGUAGAGAGGUUGAAGCAUCAGCUUAUGUCUUUGCUCUAGCUCUGUUACAAGCCAGUCGCAGUGAAGAGGUUCAACCUUUAUUCUGUAUAUAUAUAGAAUUGUGUGCUUUACAUAAAUAGUAUUUUAAAUUUCAUAAAACCACAUCCUAAAAAAGUCAAUAUUUGAACCUUAUGUUUUUAUCUUCUCAGUUUAUACUACCAAAGAAAUUCAUAAUUUAUUAAUUGUAUAUAGCAAAGAAGUCCACUUGUAUUUGUUUUGAGAUAAAUUAAAAAAUCAUUUAGGUCUCUCAGAAAUCAACUUUUUACAUCUGCUUCUGCAGAUAACAUUUGAAGUGUGUAAGUCAAAUGCUUUAUAGUAUACAGUUAAAAAUUUGUAGGGUGAACUAAACUCAUUGAGUUAUUCUUUAUAUAUACCAAUAUAAUAUGUUUUACAUGACAGUACAUAAAAGAUGAAGCUAUUAACACAAACAUAUUCCCCUUGGGUACUUGGACAAGCAAUUUACUGAACAUAUCUAACUUAAAUUUCAGUAAAUGAUGGACUUGUUUUGUUUAUACAAUUAUUUAUUCUAUUUGAACCUUUGACAACAUUUAUUAUGUCAUUUUUGAUUCAAUAAAACAACAACCUCUCUUAAUUCAAAGACCUUGGGAGAAAAUAUUUGUAGAAAAAAUAAUAGCUUGGCAGUAUAUACUUGUUUUUUUGUCUAUUAACUUCGGCUUCUGUGUACUUUUUGAUAGCACUUUGAUACCAAGAAUUUAAUGGAGUUUUAUGUAUUUAACAUCAGCAAGUGUGUCAAUUUAUUAUUUAAUUUGAUAAAAAUGUGUAAUGGCUAGUCUGAAAUAGUGAUUUUUAGGGAUUUCACAAUUACCUAAAGGUAUCUAUAAUGUGUAAGACAUAAAUUUUUAUUUAUAUUUUAAGUUUCAAUUUAUUUUCUCUUCUUUUUGCUUGAAAAGGCAUAAGGGAUUGCUAAGAAUAUAUUGCAUAUAUAUGGUGUGUAAAUAGAACAGUCUUCAGAGCAAAGAAUUAAGGAACUAUUACUGUCUAGAAUGGCACAUUUUCAACAAUUUUUUUUUUUGGAUCUUAUCUAUUUUGUAUGGCAAUCAAUAUUAUAAACAUUUGAAGAUUACAAUUUUUUUUUAUUGUUCCUGUAUUUUAAAAAUUUUUCAUCCAAAAAUUACUGCUAUAUGGCAAACAGUUAAGUAUCUCUGGAAUAUAAAAUCUGAAAUAUAAAAUUUGAGAAGGCUUUUAAAAAAGAAAUGCCCUUAUGGGAUAGUUUACCAGAAAAAUUUAAUAUUCUUAAAAAAAAAUGGGGGACAUAAUAUUCUUAAAAAAAAAUGGGGGACAGAAAAAAAUUUUUCUUCAAUUUUUUUCAGUUACAAAAAUAUUUUUUUGUCUAAUUGUGGUAUACUGUCAUAGACAAAAUGAAAACAAACAAAAUGCAUCAAGGUUUAUUAAAAUUGACCAGGCUAGAUCCAGAGAUAAAUGUCCACCAGUUUUAAAAACAUUCUUAGUUCCUCUCAAAACUUUAAAAUCACCAGAUCUAGUAGGUCGAUUUUAAUAAAUCUUCAUGCAUUUUGUUUGUUUUGGUUUUCUCUGAUAGUUUACCAAAAUUUGACUAAAAAAAAUAUUAAAAUUUUUGUGACUGAAAAAAUUUUAAAAAAUGUAAAUUUUUUCAAAUGUUCUCCAUUUUGUUUUUUUUUAGAAUUUUAAAAUUCUGGUAAGUAAACUAUCACAUAAGGGCACUUCUUUUGAAAAACCUUUUCGAAUUUUAUAUUAAAGAUGUGCUGUUUUAGAGAUCAACUAACCAUCAUGAAGUAGUAGUUUUUGGACAAAAAUUUUUGGUGCAAUCUUUAAAAUACAGAAUCAAUGAAAUAAAAAAAAAUUUGUAAUCUUCAAAAGUUUUAUAAUAAUAUAAACAAAGCUUGAUGGCCAUAUAUAAGAGAUAAGAUACAAAACAAUUUGUUAAAAAUGUGCCAUUUCUUAUUAUUCUAGAUGGCAUUUGUACCUUAAAUAUAUAACAAAUUUGUUUGGCAGGUAUAUGUGUACCAAUGUCAGAUACAAAUUAAAAUUGAUAGGGCAUAUACAGGGUAUCAAAAAUUAAAGAGAAUUGUAAUAAGCAAAAUUUUUGUUAAUUAAAAAAAUUGUAUUAUUAUUCAAGUGUAUUUAUUCUAGUUGAAUAAUAGAUUUCUAUACAAUAGAACCAAUUUAUUUUUGUCUGUUUAUAUUGUUGAAAAGCUGAAUGUGUUGGCAAAAUGUUCCUAUAGGAUGUUUGCUCAGUUUGGGAAUAUAUUGAUAGAUUCAUUGUUGGAAAGAUAUACAAAUUUAAAUAACAGUAAUAGCAAAUACAAUACAAAAUUCUCACCUAAUAAUGGGAGUGGAAAUUCAUUAAUUUUCAUUAAAAACUUUCCAUUUGUAAAAAGAGUCAAUCAUGAGUAUCAAAAGUUUAAAAAAUAGAUGGUUAAGUAAACUUUUAUAUUUUAGCAGUUCAAUAUUGAUGAUAAACUGCAUUUGUUUGUUUAAAUAUUAGCUAUGAGCAUGUGUGCUUGGUUAUACAAUAAUUUUCAGCAUCAUCCAGUGGGUCAAAAUUUAACAAAUGUAGUAAAAAAAUGAUUAUUAAAUUUACUAGACAAUUGGGACUGGGGUCAGCAAACCUAGUUUAUUAGUAACACCAUUGUCUGUUUAGUUGUCCAUUUGAACAAUUGAAAUUAUUUUGAUACAUAGCUCAAAACAUUCUGUAAUAUAGUUUAACUACUUAAUCCAGUAAUACUGCAUGUGAAGAGCUAUACAUAAAAAUCAAACUACUCAAAAUAUAUGUAGGGUAACACUUUUGUAGCAUCAUCAUUUACUACUCAGCCAGUCUUCACUUUUAAUACUUUAUAAGGAAAGAAAAUGAUAAUAAUCAUAAAAUUACAAUCUUAAACUAUAAUAGUAGCUGUGUACACUAAAAUUAUUCCUACAGGAAUAACAUCAUCUCAUAUUUCUUAUCUAACAAGUCAAUCAAUCAAAACAGUGCUUUUUAGACAAACAAGACCAUGCUUCAUAGACAAACAAGUCUAAGUCACAUAUAGUAGGUAUGACAAUUGGGUUAAAAACCAGUUAUAAAUAAAUUUCAUUUAACAUUCAUAUAUAAUUUUCUUGUUUAAAGAUAAGAGAUAACAAAUAUUGGAUAUAUAUCCUUUGUUGUUUCCCCAUAAUUGAGGAUCAUCACUUCUUCCAAUACUCCAUAAUCAGUAAACCACUGUAUUCUGAAUUUGAUUUGACCAUCUAGUUAGUGACUGUCCUCUUGAUUUUGCAAAAAUUGGAAGUUAAUAGAAUAUAUUUUAUUUAGUGGUGGGUGUAUCAGUGUAUAUUGAGGGGAGGAAGAUUUGAUCUGCAAAGUUUAUAAUGUAUUUGCACACCAGCAUUAAUGGUUUUAUGUAGACCAAAAAUAAAAUAAAUAUAAUUUGAGUAAAAAAUAUUAUAUUUUUGCUUUAAUUUAGGAUACCCUGUAUGUAUCUAUAUAGUUCUGGUAGCUACUAUUGACCUAGAUAUUGCUGUCAAAGCAAUUUUUAGUAUUGUUAACUCUUCUUUCAGUACACUGUUGAUUGACAUACACCCUGUAUUUUUUAUUGUUUGAAAACAUCACAUGAUUGUAUUAUGCAGUACAUUGUUUUUAGAAAUUUUAUUAAGGCAUAAAGUUUAUUGUUCAUGAAUAUUUAAACAAAAGUUUUAAUAAUGCUAUUAAAACCAAAAAAUUACAGGUUUUGCUAAAAUUUAGUUCCUAACUAAAUGAUAAUCAUUUAUUAGGUUGUAUAAUUUUAAGUAGCCAAAUUGCAAUGUUCAUUAAAAAACGAAUCUGCAUAAAUUCUCAUACAUAUACCCUUGAACACUAUGAAUAUGUUUACCUAAAGUGUUAAAAAUGUAGUUUUUAAUUAAGAAACUAAUGAAAAUGAAGUAAAAUAUUAUUUUUGUGUAAAUGCUAUUUUUGUUUCAUCAUUUUGUGAUAUUUUGAAUCAUUUAUCAAAUAUGUAUUAUAUAGAUCUACAAUAUUUCUUUAAUAAUAACAGUUUUAUUUAUCAUGAAAAUAUUUUAUUUAUUUACUUAAUGUUAACUAGUACUAAGGAGGUCUCCUUCCCUAAAUAGCAGUUUCUUAAUUGAUACUCACAGCUAUGAAAUUUGUUACUUCUACCUUAUAUCUUCCUAUGAUCUCUCUGGAUAAUGUUUGGAAGAAGUUGAUUUCUCUUUCAUUUGACAAUAAUACAAAACUAGUACAGUGAAACCUGAGUUACCAGGAAACUUUUUUUAACAUUGAAUGUGGUGUAUGAGAGAAAUUUGGUAUCAAAACUGGAUAAAGUGGAUUUCUUCACCAUCAUUUGAUUAAGUUAUGCAGAGGUUGUUUCAGUGUAUAAAUUUUUAUUGGAUAUACUUUUAAAAUUUCAGCUGGUUAGUAUUUUUUUCAUUGUUAUAAGGGAAGUCUUUUUAUUGCCUUACUACUAUUUACUCCACUUUGUUCACUUAUUUCUAUUAUUUUGAAUAAUCAUUUAUUAACUAAUGUUUUUCUAUAUUAUUUAUAAUAAAAAACCAGUUAAAUAAAAGCUGUGGUUGAUUUUUGUGAAGAAUUUUUUAUUUUUUGGAUAAGUUAAUCUUUUUAUAAAUUAAUCUGAAGAUUUCAGAAUAAAUGUAAAUUUUUCUGGUUUGGUAAAAGUUCUGUAUCUUGAGAACAGUACUUGUAAUAGUUUAAUUAGUGCUAGUAAUUCCAAAAUGAAACUUUAUUAUGCAAGGACUUAUAGUUAUUUACAUAAAAUUUUAAUGAACAACAUUUGGGAAUUGUUUAGAUUUUAUUUUUGAUAAUAAAAUACACUUAUGUAUCAUUAACAUUAUGAGUACACACUUUCUGACAAGAUGAUGAAACCUAAUCAAUAUUGAUUUAAAACUUGAGAUGUUUAUAUAGAAAAUAUUGAAAUAUCAAGAAUACCUCAAGAGAUAUAGGUCUCAUAAGUAGUAGUGAUUUUGUAAUACACUUAAAAACAUCAAUGCAAUACAUUUUGUGGAAUAAUUUUAAAUUUUUUAAUUCAUUUGAAUAAAAAUCUCAAAAAAUUUUUUCACCAGCACC